This is a messenger RNA of Seminavis robusta, 4468 nucleotides long. The record is from the annotation of a GenBank genome assembly. NCBI's taxonomy places the organism in Eukaryota, Bacillariophyta, Bacillariophyceae, Naviculales, Naviculaceae.
CUCGGCAACAACAACAAAAAGCUGCCGAAUUCAAAUGCCGCGAGCAUGUACUAACAUCACGGCGACCAUGGCGCUCCUGUUGCCAUACUGGUAACUCUUUCCUCGGGCUAUUGUCAGGUAGAUUACACACAAAGAUCUCCCGCCUCACUGUCCGCCUCGAAUGUCGGCUGCGAUCUCGUCGCUUUUGCAGGUUCCUUUCUCGCGUUGAUCUGGAUGCUUGGCCUGUCGAUCCUUGUUAAAUCGUGCUCCCUUGGCUUCGCCGCGGGAACACGAUUGAACUCGGAUCUUCAGUUUCCCGAAAGAUUUUUCUACAAUAGCUACUACCUGGUAGCUAGUCUAGAGAAGUCGGAUUUUCUCAAAACAAACUUAUUGGAUAGGCAAAAGCUACCACUGUAAAACACAGCAUAAUGCAACCAUCGUUGACUGCACGAACGAAGCUUCUUGGUAUUGGCUGGGAGCCUUGGGGCUCAUAAAAGGUGAGGGCAUAACCAGCCAUAAGGGGGCUCAACAUCGCAAGGUUCAAACAUUAUGACAGUCCCAACAUUGCCGGAGGCUGCAGAGAGAAGCUCAGCUCGCUGUCUGACUUGUCACAGUCGGACUCGUCAUCGAGGAAAGGGUCGCUGCUCAAGCUGGGAAAGAGAGGACAGCUGUCCAACCGGGCUCUGUGGGUGAUAUGUGAAUCGUUGGCGGGAGGUGUAGAAUGAACCCGCGGCCUCAAUUGGACGGAUACACGACAGGGAGAAGAAUCAUCUGAUAGAUCCGACGUAGAAGGGAAAAUUGGGACACGCAGACUAGAUUGAGCGAUCGAAGAAUCGUAUGGCUCUGUGCUGAAGAAGGCGCAUGGCUCCGCUUUUCGAGGUGGGGGUGGAGGGAGGAUCGUUGCUCCUACUAGGCAUCGCGACGGCCUUUGAGGAGUCUGAAAGACGCUCGUUUCCCUUGUUGUUCUUGGCAUUUUUCUCGCAGGUCAACACAAAAUAAUAUGAGCUUUCAGGUUGCCCUCAUUCCAGAAGACUUCGAACCAACUUCGAGGUGGGUUCUUGAAGCUGUUCUUGAUUAAUCCCACAAAAUGGACGUAUUUGAUCACGGGAGGGGAGAGGCUGGCGUUCCCAAGAUUGCCAGGAUCGGCAGUUUCAUCGACGGUGCUCGGUGUUGAAGGGGUACCGGUACCAGGUGGUACCAGUACGUACGGGUACCGGCACCGGUGCUUCUUUGUAACAGCACCAAACCGAUGGUUCUGUGGUACUGGUACCGGUGCCUGGUACCGGUAAAAGUGCUCUUGGUACACCGCACUCUCAAGUUGCGGCCCUCUCACUCUUGUGGAUCAUACUGUAGCACUUCAACACUGAUUGCUUCAUACAGACUGCGGCUGCUGGUCCAGCAAAGAUCAUGGAACGCCAACUUUGGAGCUGGCUGGACGGUCGGUAUCCAGCUAGCUAGCUAGCUACUAGUACAUGUACCGGUAUUGCACUUGGCGGGCUCUGAAUAAUUCAAUGACAUCUAUCUUGGAACGGAGCAGAACCGGUACUCAUACGGUUACUUUGUACCAGUAACAUUGGAGUGGUACAAAUAGAUCAUACUCGAGUACGAUUUUAGCUACCAGUAGUAGAGCUGGUGCGAGCAAAGAGUGACUGGAACUACUAGUAGUGAUUUUUCUGUUCACUCGUCACAACCUGCUAAAACGACGGCUAGGCUCUGGACAAAAAGAUCCCACCACCUGUACAGCACCUGUUGGUAGCGCGCACCAUGAUAGUUGCCAAUCCCCAUUCCUUUGCUGCGCCGUCAAGGAUGUCUCCUCGCGCUUCAAGGAUCGUUUUGCAUUAAAUUUUCUAGUAAUGGUGCCUUGAUUGCUUCGUUGUCGAUUGAAUCUUCAACACUCAAACUCGCAAAAACCAAAACAUUCGUAGCUCUGCUCAUAUCUCGCUUCGAACCAUGAUGUACAUCGUGGUGACGACGGGCUCUCCCUAAUUUGCUGGAGGCGGCUCUCAUGCAUGGCUGGCCCCAAAUUCUUUCACGAGCAUGCAGCAGGCCAGCUCAUGCAUGCAGCCAAGUGAAUCCAUGUGAGCAGGUGACUCGUCACUCCCACGUGGCUCCCACGCGAGUGCUCAGUUGCGAAAAAUUUCCACGCUACUGUCAUUCAAGAGCAGUAUUUCCACGGUUGCUCCGACCGAACACUGAUGCACAUCGCCCGAAAUAGGAGAGCCAAGCAACGAUGUCGGAAGACCAUGACCUUUGUACCAUUUCUCUUGAGCGUUUCUCACCUGACCUAGAAAGCCCCUUGUGUCCUGUUGUCGGGGAAUGUGGUCACUCAUUGUCAAGGGAAGGGAUCCAGUUCUGGUUCUCGGGUAGGCAGACCGACGAAUACCACAAGAGGAAAAAAUGCAUCCCCUGCGUUUUCAAGUGUACCAAAAAAUGGGUCAGCAGGAAGGGCAAGAAGAUGGAGGAACAAAUAAAGGCCUUCCGACCUGAGAAUCUUGUUCCCAAUGUCGUUCUCUGUGAGGCCCUGAAAGCUAUUCAAAAACGAAAGGCCGGCGAGCCAUUGGGGUUAGUGGAAUUUGACAGAUGCCCAAGCUGCAAGAUGGAGUUUUCCACGGCGCCGCCAUCAGGUGGACUGCAGCAUGAUCCAAAAGCCCCUAUUGCUGGUGUAUGUGGCGAUACAAUCUGUGCUUCCUGUAUCUAUGACCAGCACCAGACUGCAAUGCAAAACUCCUACUGCGACAAUCUGAAAUAUAUCAAGUGCCCUCUCUGCAGCACCAAAGGGGCGUUCCAUGCGGACCACCUAGCCGAGAACAGGAGCCUCAUCAGCUCGUUGCGUUAUUGGAAGGAACUUCCAAUUGACGAUCGCAAUGACUAUAAGCCGUCCUACGAAAAGAAAUCCCAGGAGCAACAUGCACUAUCUUUGCAGCUUUUGCACAGCCAGCCCCCGGAGCACUUCAACGAAUUGUGCGAGCAGAAACUUAAGGAUCUGAUUACCUUGGAGGGAAAAGCUUCCCAGUACAGCGCCCUUACUCCAACUCAGGAGAAUUCAGAGGGGGCAUUGCGGAAACACGAGAGAAAUGACGAUGUGCCGAGUCAGCCAAAACAACUGAAGCGUCCAAAGCCAUUAAAUCCUCCAAGACAACACGAGCGGGCACUAGAAUUAACCCGGGAAACCUUGCAAAUGCCCAGUGCAUAUUAUGCCAUUCUUCCCGCUGCUGUGCCUCGUGCCAAUGUAGGUGGCACAGGUACUGGUUCAGGAGCCAGCAAUUGUGGAACAAAGAAGGUUCAAGUGGAAGAUGCAUUGCUGUAUUUGGACAAUGUGAGGAGAACUUUUCAUAGCCGCCCUGAAGUUUACAAUGAUUUCCUGUCCAUCAUGAAGAACUUCAAUCGUCAAAUUGUGGACACUCCUGGAGUGAUUGAUCAGGUGAUCAGACUUUUUCAUGGAAACAACAAUCUCAUUCUAGGAUUCAACAAGUUCGUGCCAGAUGGACAUGAGAUCAGUGUUGAGGAUCUUAAUACAAGUCCAGGAGCUGCAAAGACUCAAGCAGUAGGACAUCGGGUUGCUCGGAAUUUUGAUGAUGCCUUAUCCUAUACCACAACAAUCAAGACGAGGUUUGCCAACAAUCCCAAAACAUUCCAUUCAUUCCUGAAAAUCCUUGGCGCAUACCAAAAGCAACAACAUGGAAUCAAGCAAGUCAUGGAAGAAGUGAUUGCUCUGUUUUCAGAUCACCCUGAUCUUAUCAAGGAGUUUGCAUUUUUUCUCCCAGCCACUGUUCAUGAGCAAGCAAAGGAAAGGCUCUACCAUGCUGCUGCAGAAUCUGAGACUCGACUGGGUGCUGAGCAAGCCAAUAAGGAAUGGGGACGAGCUGCUCGAAAGGAUACCCUUAUCAAACAGGGGGCCACUGAACAAGGUGACAACAACAUCAAUCAGGGCAAAACUUCUGGCAGUGAAAUUGAAUGUUCUGCUGCGGUCACCAGGCGAGCAAGGCUGACAACUGAAGCAGCUGUGGCCGAGGAAUCGGAUAGCAGCAGCGAGGAGGAGGUUGUUUUUGUUGAGGUCAGAACUCCAGAGGUUGUUUUUCUUGGGGUAAAGCCUGCAAAGACUACCAGAACUGCUGUCGAGGCACGGUGGGGAUAUGAUGCUAUACCGUACCCAUAAACUGGGGAGGAUGUGCUUAAGCGUUUGCGAUGUCCAGAGCAAGUGCAUUCGACUUCAUUGACCCAGCCGGGAGCUAUUGUAACUAACUCAGCAGUAAGCCUUGCAAGUUGCUUCGAGUUACCCUUAUAUCUAAAGGAAUCAAUGGGCAAAGUUAGCAAUCAAACUACUAUAGCCAACAAGAGGAAAUAGUAUGUAGACCUAAUGGGCGGUGCCCUCUUGUUGCCACCGAAUGCUCUCGCUAUUACCUCUGCAUGUCACAUCUUGCUUUUCCAAAAGACCACCAAACCAACAACAUAGCCAAUGGGAGAGAUGGCUUCUUCACUAACUAAGAAG